CACUUUUCGCAAGUCGUCCGUGUCCUCCGCCCGUCUCAAUUUGGAAGAAUUGGACAACAGCAAUACAGGUCAAACACUGCCUGGGAACCCUUCCUCGUGUUCUUUCACCGUCGGCCCCCCCUCGGAAAAGCAUACACUUAUCGCUGUCUGUAAGGUAAUCUGAUACAGGUGAGUUUGUGGGUCACCUGUUUUUUUCUGGCACAGCAGUAGGAACGUCGGCAUAUGGUUCAUUGAAUCGGCGAACGGGAGGGUGUUUACGGAAGACGACUUGUUCCCAACUUGCCUUUGUCAGUGCCAUGGCUUUGGUUGGAGUAAACAGAAUUUCUCACUCCAUUACCUGGAGUCUACAGCCACAGCACCGCACAAAACGAUAAUAUGUCAAUAACAGAAGUCGCAGUAACGGCGUCCUCCACUGACCCGGCGGUGCAUAUCUGGGACUUGCGGUCCGGAGCCGUGCUUGGGACGCUGAAGGGUAACAAGAGCAACGCAAGGGCCACGGCGACGCUGCCUCUGCCCUCGCACCUGGGAGGCGCCCUGAUCUCGUCGACGUUUUUGGCGGCGCAGAAUGAUAGGGGCUUGGUGCAUGCGUGGAAUUGGGCCAAGGCCCAGUUGUUGACAAAGUUCGUGUUGCCAGAGAACCUGACUUCUUUGGCGAUGUCAAACUCGGGAAUCUAUGCUGUUGGUGGAGGACAGUCCGGGAGAGUGUACAUAUGGCAGAUGAACACCGGCCAGCUUCUCCGAGCAUUCGACGGCCACUAUAAAGCGGUAAAAGUGAUCCGAUUCACCACCGACGAUCUAGCUUUCAUCACCGGCGGAGAGGACUCUGUCGCAAACGUUUGGCUGCUAGCCAGCACCAUCGACCCGCAAGCAGACACUGACCCCAGCCCGCACCGCUCCCUCUCGGGGCACGCACUACCCAUCACAGACAUCGCAGUCGGAGUCGGCCUCUUUGGAAGCGCACGGAUUUUCACGAGCUCGGCUGACCGAACGUGUAAAGUCUGGGAAGCCCUCAGCGGGGAUUUACUGACUACCAUUGUGUACCAUAAACCCAUCACGAGCAUCGCGCUCGAUGUCACUGAGACACGCCUGUUUGCUGGGUCGUCUGAGGGACUGAUAUAUAGGACGAAUCUGUACCAUCGGUCGGCGGGCGGGGAGGCUGUUGGUUUGAGGCAGGGCGUGGACGAUAUCCGGAGUGAUGAGAGCGUUUUGAUGGGACACUCACAGUCGAUAACGAGUCUGGCACUGUCGUUCGACGGCUCAAUCCUAUUGUCGGGUUCGAUUGACGGAACUGCAAUGGUGUGGGAUACCACCAGCAGCCAAGCGCUCCGGACCUUCUCCACCCACAAAGCCCCAGUGACAGACGUAAAGAUCCUCCUCAAACCGCCACACCUAAUGGACCCUUCCGCAUCCGCUCACAACUUCUUCCCCAUCAAGCCAUGGGCGCGCCACGUCCUGCCCGCCGGGGAAGUGCGCCACGAUCCCAGUGUCGAGCUUCCGACCCUUGCUGGCGAUUUGACUUCUACCUCCCACCCAACAACCACCCUCCAACCCACCUUCCUUACCUCCAUCUCCGACAAGCUCCGCACCCUCGACUCCACCCCCUCGGAAUCGGCCCUGGAAACCGCCCACGCGAAACUGCAGCAGCAGGUGCAACAGCUCCAGCAGCAGAACGAGCAGUUGGUUGGCAUCAACGAUGAGCUGUACCAGGGCGCUGUAACUGUGCUGAUGCGGGAUUUGGCGUAGCGGACCGAAACGGAGGAUUUGGCCUUGGAGCUGGGUUCUCACAGUGUACAAUCAUUCGACCGGGUCGGGCCUCUUCGGCACACACGAGCAACACCCAUCCCGUCAGGCUUCUAAGCCGGAAGGAAGCUCCACACAUGUAAAUAUCAAUGUGAAGAACACGGUACCGACAAAAGUCAGCUGCGGGCAUAUGGGAUCGCACAGAGUAUCCGAAUCGGCAUGAACUAGUGGCACACUAUGUAGACUGAUAGGUCGUAUAUAUAGCGUUCAGUCGGCAAUCCGUCAUUAUGAUAGAGCGUAUAGCACAGGACAACCUAACUUAAUAUCUAAAAUCUCGCAUCAUCCAUCAUCCUCAAAUCAAAAAG
Fimicolochytrium jonesii is the source of this 2105-nucleotide messenger RNA. RefSeq names its product quinon protein alcohol dehydrogenase-like superfamily. Gene Ontology annotation, biological process: DNA-templated DNA replication; rRNA processing. The transcript is spliced from 5 exons. NCBI's taxonomy places the organism in Eukaryota, Fungi, Chytridiomycota, Chytridiomycetes, Spizellomycetales, Powellomycetaceae. The record is from RefSeq and is a predicted model, not a curated record. Gene Ontology annotation, cellular component: nuclear pre-replicative complex. The coding region runs from base 376 to 1743 and encodes 455 amino acids. Gene Ontology annotation, molecular function: protein binding.